This is a messenger RNA of Ceratosolen solmsi marchali, 476 nucleotides long. RefSeq lists its product as uncharacterized. The transcript is spliced from 2 exons. Bases 116 to 424 code for a protein of 102 amino acids. Gene Ontology annotation, biological process: transcription initiation at RNA polymerase III promoter; transcription by RNA polymerase II. Gene Ontology annotation, cellular component: nucleus. The record is from RefSeq and is a predicted model, not a curated record. NCBI's taxonomy places the organism in Eukaryota, Metazoa, Arthropoda, Insecta, Hymenoptera, Agaonidae.
AAGUUAUCUAGGAAAUUUCAUAACCAUAAGUGUUCAAUCGGUAAACAGUCAACUAUUGUGAAUUUUUAUUUAACAUGUAACGGCCUAUUAUCGUUAAAAUAAAAAUUUCUACACAAUGAGUGAUAAAGAAAGUUUGGAAAAAUUGUUGGUUUAUCAACAAGAUCUUCAAACUGAAAAGGAAUGUUUACAAAAAAUUAUUUCCAAGCUUAAUGCACAGGCUCAUGCUCUUCAAGUUGAGCAACUUCACAUUUUAAAUGCUAUUAACAAGACUGCAAAUACUGAUAAGUCAGGUCAAAAAAAUUCAACUGCUACAGAAGAUAAUUUCGUUAAAAUGGAGUCGAUUAAUCCUGAAUUACAAGAAUUAGAUCUCUCUGUACCAACAUUUCAAAGUUCUGAAGAGGAUGACGAUGAAAUAGAAGAUUAAAUUAUAAAAUUUGUUAAAGCUUUUAUUAAUGAUUUUUUAACUAUGUAUAAAU